This is a messenger RNA of Meloidogyne enterolobii, 1511 nucleotides long. The record is from the annotation of a GenBank genome assembly. Lineage: Eukaryota; Metazoa; Nematoda; Chromadorea; Rhabditida; Meloidogynidae.
UCUUCACUUUCUUCUUCAUCAUCACUUAAUUCAAAUGACGAUCAAAAUUCUUCUAAAAAUAGAGGAGAGGAGGAAGAUGAAGUGACCGAAAUUUCAUUGCAUGAUUUUUGUCGACAUAAAGGAGAGGAAAGGUCUGGACCUGAUCAAUUUGAGUUGUUGCGUGUUCUCGGCCAGGGAUCUUUUGGGAAAGUUUUUUUGGUUAAAAAGAAUUGUGGAAUGGAUAAUGGACAGCUAUAUGCAAUGAAAGUUUUGAAGAAGGCUACUCUUAAAGUUCGUGAUCGUCUUCGCACAAAAAUGGAACGUGACAUUCUUGCCCAAAUUAGCCAUCCAUUUAUUGUUCGUCUUCACUAUGCAUUCCAAACUGAAGGAAAGCUUUAUUUAAUUUUGGACUUUCUUCAAGGCGGGGAUCUUUUUUCUCGUUUGGCUAAAGAGGUUAUGUUUACUGAAGAGGAUGUUACUUUUUAUAUGGCUGAACUAAUUCUGGCAUUAGAACAUUUACAUUCAAUUGGAAUUGUUUAUAGAGACUUAAAACCAGAAAAUAUUUUAUUAGACUCUGCAGGUCAUAUAAGCUUAACUGAUUUUGGUUUAAGUAAAGAAUCUUUGGAUGAUAGUCAGAUGACUUAUAGUUUUUGUGGAACUAUUGAAUAUAUGGCUCCAGAGGUUGUCAAUCGCCGAGGGCAUUCCGUGGCUGCUGAUUGGUGGUCAUUAGGCGUUCUUAUGUUUGAAAUGUUGACUGGAAAUUUGCCUUUUCAAGCUAAACUUGCAAUGCCAGCUUAUCUUAGCCCUGGAGCUCAAAGUUUACUUCGUGCACUUUUCAAACGUAACCCUUCAAACCGUUUGGGUGGUGGACCUGAUGGAAUAAAUGCAUUAAAAGGACACAAAUUUUUCAUUGGAAUAGAUUGGAAGCGACUUCUUGCUAGGAAAAUGCAACCUCCAUUUCGGCCACAUUUUUCUUCAUCGUUGGAUGUAACGCAUUAUUUUGAUCAGGAAUUUACAAAGAAAACGCCUAUGGAUUCUCCAGCAAUUCCUCCGUCGGCUGCUGCUCAUGAGCUUUUUAGAGGAUUCAGCUUCGUUGCGCCAACAAUUUUUGAGGAGGAUUUAAUUAACUUUCAUGAUGAAAAUGGCAUCAAUUCUGCCUUUCCUAGCGAAUUAGAACUUCAAUUGCUCUCUGAUCGACCUGCGGACAACAUUUAUACUGCUCGUUCAACUUUUGCUAAGAAACACGCGCCAUUCAAUUUUUGUGGGGGAUAUGGACCAAUUGGUGUUAAAGGCGAUGGUGAACAUACCGAAGAACAUUUAACCGACAAAUCGUCUUAUUCUAACACGCCAACGCCGGUUCGUGUGGCUAGUCCACUUUGUCCGGUUAAUACUUCGGCUCUCGCACAACGUCGACAGCAGCAUCGCAAAAGUUCUGAAAUGUUCUCUUCGAAUGAGUAAUUAUAAAUAUAAAUUAUAUUAUAUAAGAUGACGGCUUUAACAUUGCAAAAAAUUUUAAUGUGAUAUACAUAAGU